UAGCCCCUCCCCCUCCCCUCCUUGCCUCGGCUCGCCUGGCUGCCUCUUCGGAACUUUGCGCCUGGCUCGCUCUUCGCUGCCAACUUUUCCCCGUCGCGACUCGACAGGAACUUCUCCUCCUCCUCCGGGCUCCCUAAAGGCGCCGCUGCGGGUAGCUCAGGCACCGCCGGAAGGGGGCCGGGCGCUGGGAAGAUGCGGCCGGGCGCAGCGCCGUGAUUAUAGCGCGGGUCUCCGGAGAAGGGGUUGCGCCACCGCCACCAGCCCUCCUUGCAGCUACAGCCGGAGCAACAGCAGCCGCUGCAGCAGCAAAGCCCAUGGACGGGAAGUUCCUCCUGCUCCUCCUCCCUUAGGAUCCCUGGGGAACCCGCGCCGCCGCCUCCCCCCUGCUUCGCCUUUGUCUGCGGUGCUAUGAAGAGGUCUACAAUGAUAAAUGGACUUCUGAUUAUUCCUGUUCUAGUAAUGGUGUCUUUUCCUUCACCCAGCAUGGAAGAUGAAGAGCAUAAACCUACCUUGAUUAACUACGAUUGUGUGUGUGAAGGCACGUCAUGUGUGAAUGGCGACCGCUGCAGAGGCCACCAGUGCUUUGCCUCCUUGAGCAUCAACAAUGGCGCUAAAGUGUAUCAGAAGGGCUGCUUCCAAGUCUAUGAGCAAGGGAAAAUGACAUGCAAAACACCUCCCUCCCCUGAUCAAGCGGUCGAAUGCUGUCAGGGUAACCUGUGUAACAUGAACAUCACAGCACAGCUGCCGACAAAAGGGCACCCACUUCAAGGCGAAGCUGUGGGUUACACCACGGAAACACUUAUCAUAUUUGUCGUAGCAUCACUUCUGGCGUUCCUGAUAUUUUCUGCAGUGAUGAUGCUGAUCAUCCGAAAAGUAAAACAGUACCAUAUGGAAAGGCUCAAUUCAAGGGAUCCAGAAUAUGGAACCAUCGAGGGACUCAUAGCAUCAAACGUUGGUGACAGCACCCUGGCAGACUUGUUGGACCAUACCUGUACAUCGGGGAGUGGCUCUGGCCUUCCUUUCCUGGUACAAAGAACGGUGGCUCGGCAGAUUACGCUGUUGGAGUGUGUGGGGAAAGGUCGAUACGGUGAGGUCUGGAGAGGACAGUGGCAAGGAGAAAACGUUGCAGUAAAGAUAUUUUCUUCCCGAGACGAGAAGUCCUGGUUCAGGGAAACGGAAUUGUACAAUACUGUGUUGCUGAGGCAUGAAAACAUUUUAGGGUUUAUUGCCUCAGAUAUGACCUCUCGGAAUUCCAGCACUCAGUUGUGGCUAAUCACCCACUACCAUGAGAUGGGCUCUUUGUAUGACUAUCUGCAACUCACGACGCUUGACACAGUGAGCUGCCUGCGGAUAGUCUUGUCUAUAGCUAGCGGCCUUGCACAUUUGCACAUAGAGAUAUUUGGGACCCAAGGGAAACCUGCCAUUGCUCACCGAGACUUGAAGAGUAAAAACAUCCUGGUUAAGAAAAACGGACAGUGUUGCAUAGCAGACCUAGGCCUCGCAGUCAUGCACUCCCAAAGCACUAAUCAGUUGGAUGUGGGAAACAACCCCCGUGUGGGUACCAAGCGCUACAUGGCACCAGAAGUCUUAGAUGAAACCAUCCAAGUGGACUGCUUUGACUCUUACAAACGGGUUGAUAUCUGGGCAUUUGGACUGGUCCUUUGGGAAGUAGCCAGGCGUAUGGUGAGCAAUGGUAUUGUCGAAGACUACAAACCUCCAUUUUAUGACGUAGUGCCUAAUGACCCCAGUUUUGAAGACAUGAGGAAAGUCGUCUGUGUGGAUCAGCAGAGGCCAAACAUUCCCAACAGAUGGUUUUCAGAUCCUACGUUAACUUCCCUUGCCAAGUUGAUGAAAGAAUGCUGGUACCACAAUCCAUCAGCCAGAUUAACAGCGCUGCGUAUUAAAAAGACUUUGACCAAAAUCGACAAUUCCUUAGAUAAGCUCAAAGCUGACUGUUGAUAACCAACACCUGAUGCUGACAGGACAUCAUGGCUUGUGUCCCGCAUGGAAGAAUGGCUUGAUGAAUUCUAGGAUCCGGCCACAAGUGGCUUCAAACAUAGGCAGAGUUGUUUACCUAACCAGCCAUUGAAAAGGAAAUAGACCCAUGUGAGCCUUAAUCGGUGACUGUCCGUGGUAUUUUACAAAUGGCCAAUCUGUAAAGACUUAAUGCUGAAUCUAUGGUGGCCUAUGGAAGGAAGGAAGGAAAGAAGAGAAGUCCUAAGACAAAAGUGGGGCAUUAAAACCAUGGCUUUUUUUUAUUUCAUGAAAAGAAACAAAAAGGAAAGUGUCUCCUUGUCUCGCUCCCAAGUGGAAGUGGUCAAUUCGAAUCAGCAAUAUUGCCUGCGCUUCUCUUUAUUGCACUAGGGAUUCCUUGCAUUCCUUACUUGCACUGUUACGGUUUAAUUUGAAAGAUAUGACUUGCCAAAAAUAUGAUUGGCCCUGUACUCAUUGAUAUGGUUUUUUAAAAAAAUGAUAAUAAUAGGAUAUCCAAUUUGGGAAACUGAACUUGUAACUGACUCUUUUUAUUAUUAUUUUAAAGCUGCAUUUUACAUAUGUGUACCGUUUACAAUAAUGCUGGAUGCUAGGAAUUAUUGUUUAUAAGGAAACUGCGAACUUUUAUUUAUUAUUAGUGCACUUAACAGUUUUUAAAUACUGAGGAAAGUGCGAAUAGUCAAAAGCUUAUUUUUAUGUG
Messenger RNA from Lacerta agilis (Sand lizard), 2692 nucleotides. It is a transcript of the gene ACVR1, whose product is annotated as activin A receptor type 1. Gene Ontology annotation, biological process: transforming growth factor beta receptor signaling pathway; dorsal/ventral pattern formation; cellular response to growth factor stimulus. The coding region runs from base 409 to 1959 and encodes 516 amino acids. NCBI's taxonomy places the organism in Eukaryota, Metazoa, Chordata, Lepidosauria, Squamata, Lacertidae. Gene Ontology annotation, cellular component: plasma membrane; BMP receptor complex. The record is from RefSeq and is a predicted model, not a curated record. The transcript has 10 exons. Gene Ontology annotation, molecular function: transforming growth factor beta receptor activity, type I; SMAD binding; ATP binding.